GAAGCAAAUGGUAAAGGAGUGGAUCGCGCCGGCGGCGGCUCCCGCGCCGCCCAAGCCCCCGCGUGCGCUGCUCAAGGAGGCUACGGUAGAUUGCUCGCGCAUGAAGGAGGCACUGGAGAGGGCUGCCAAGUCGCUGGAGCAAGCUCGCCUCCAGCUCGAGAUGGCCCAGUCCAAGUUCGACGGUGCCGCCGACGCGGUCAUGGCAGCCGAACUGCAUCGCUUGGAGGUGCAGGAGGUUGCGAACCCACCCGAGACGGCCAAGCAGUCCUUGUUCGAGGUGGACCCCGAGCUCUUCGAGAGCCUCGACGAGCUCGAGGUCGUCACGCAGCUGGCGGAGGCCAAGCAGAAGGAGUUCCAGGCUCUGCUGGAGCGCGCGCGGUCGGCGCACCAGGCGGCGGCCAAGCGGCGCAAGCGCGGCCCCGACGGCGAGGCCGUCGAAGGCGGAGCGGGCGGCGCGGCUGCGGCCUUUGGUGCCUCCGCGGCGCCCGGCGCCGCCGCUGCCGCCGCUGGGCCCAGCAAGUCGAAGAUCUUUGUGCAGGAGAGCGACCAGAAGGCCAUGCUCGAGCGCAUCAAGGCCAGCGCUCAGGCGCUGGCGCGCGAGGCCGCUGCUUGCAAGGCCGCUGGUGCUGGCAAAGGCGGCCAUGCGGGCUCUGGCAAGGGCCUCGCUGCUGCUGGCGCUGGCACAGGAGCACCACUUCAUGAGUCCGAGGGCGACUCGUCUGUGGACAUUUUCUUCGGCAACAUUACGGAGUGGGGCCCGCAGGCUGCGCUUUUCUUGGCCCGGGAGCAGGAGCGCAGCAUCGCGGCCCUAGUUGAGACGCACAAGGGAGAGAUUGGCAUGCCAGAUAUAUGUCAGUCGAUUGACAAGGACGGCUGGCGUCUGGCCCACACGGCCGUUCGCCCUUCGGGCAAGUCGGAGAGUGGCCCGUCGGGCGGCGAAUGGAUCCUCGCGGAGAAGCAUGUGGCAACGUCGAGCUUUGAGAGUGCUCGGCGGUCUGCGCGUUCUGCUGGGCGGCUGGACCCCUGCCGUGGCAUCGCGCCGACGGUGAUCUGCGCUGAGGGCGGCAACUUGGUCCUGAUUGCCGCCUGCCUCCAGCCAGGCCUCGGCGUGAGGGGCUGGAACAGCGACGUCUUGGUUGCUUGGGGGGCUUUCACGCGGGCGCCUGCAGAUCCGCGGCUGGCCAUGGCGGACUGGGACAUCGAGCCCGCA
Molecule: messenger RNA, 1210 nt
Organism: Prorocentrum cordatum
Lineage: Eukaryota; Dinophyceae; Prorocentrales; Prorocentraceae
Source: the annotation of a GenBank genome assembly